UCUCAGAUCUUGAGAUCGCCAUAGCGGGCCAUGCAUGCGAGUUUGUCUUCAAGCUCAAGAUGUGUUUCGCGUCUCUCUUUGCCGCAGGUUUCUGCGUCUGAGGGCGCCGACGAGUUGGAAGCCUGGCUCGUGAACGUGCGCCUGGAUGGAUCUUUGACCAGCUGCGAAGAGGUGGCUGCCGCCGGCCGGCAGCUUGGCGACCAGGCCUUCAGCAGGUUUGUGGCAUCGCUUCUCUCGGCAUCUGUAGAGUUGGCCAGAAGACUGCCACAGGCUGCAGGCUUCAAGAUUUUAUGCAUGGAUUUUUCCGGGAACCGGCUCACGGAGAGGGCCGCAGCGGCUUUGGCAGAGUGCCUUGCCUGGAUGCGAGAGCAUUUUGGUGGCCACGUGUUAACGUCUCUGAAUUUGUCAGACAACCAGAUUGGUCCUGCUGGAGCUGAGGAGCUUGCCAUUCACUUCUUUCCGCAACAAGGGACCAGAGAGUAUGAGUUAGGCCUCUCCAGCAACCCGUUGGGCGACGUUGGCGCCAGAGGUGUGGCAAGUGCCAUUCAAAGAAGGCGCUGCCCUGCAGUUCUCCACCUUCGCGCAGUGGGCCUUGGCCAAAACGGUUGCAGAUCCUUGAUGGAGUGCGCGCCGAUGCUCAAGGCGCUGGACCUGCGUGGGAACGAGAUCGCGGAGGCUGAGCUGAGGGCCCUGGCGGCAAAGCUGCCGGAACCUUUGCGACUCCUACCGCAACUGGACCUGCAUCCAGGCCGUGCCGCGAGAGAGCCCGAGGCCAAGGAAGCCAGAGCGAAGGCGGUGCUGCAGCGCGCUCGCCUGGCUUUGGGGGAGAGGCCCGUCGAGCCCGGCGGCCGGCAGGAGCCAGGUGCGGUGGCACCUCGAGACGCCAAAGCAAGCUCCGAGGUGCAACGCUGCGCGCAACGCCCUGUGCAACAUCCCUUGCAUCCCGUGCCACAACCGGCGCAACAUGUUCCCAUGCAAUUUCAUCCCAUCCAACAUCCCGUGCAAUAUCCUGCGUCUUCUCGCCAGAUCUCGUCAAGUGGCUUACCUGCAGAGAGGGAGCCGCCUGGCAAGACUUCCUCAGCUGCAAAGGCUGCGCUCAAUCGGGCACGCAACGUGCUGGGCAGGAAGAUGGCGAACGGCUGCGAAAUGGGCCCAACGCAAACCGUCGUCGCACCAAUGCAAGCGAUGAUGGAUGGCCCGCAGGCGAUGCCUUCAGCGCAGGCGGUGCUUCCUGCGAAGUAUGCAACACUAGUGCAGCAGGCAAUGCCGGCAGCGCAGCAAGCCACACCUGUGCAGCAGCAGGCGAUGCCUUCCGUGCAACAGGAGGUGAUGCUUUCCGAGAAGCCGCGAGCAACAUCUGUGGAGCAAGAGGCGAUGCCUUCCACGCAGCAGGAGGUCAAUUUUCCCGAGAAGCCGCAAGCAACACCUGUGCAUCAGCAGGCAAUGCAAGCAGCGCAACAGGAGUCGAGACUGUCGCAGCAGCAGGCAAUGCCGGCAGCGCAAUGGAAGUCACUGGUGCAGCAGCAGGCGAUGCUUGCCGCGCAACAGGAGGUGAUGCUUUCCGAGAAGCCGCGAGCAACAUUUGUGGAGCAAGAGGCGAUGCCUUCCACGCAACAGGAGGUUAAUUUUCCCGAGAAGCCGCAAGCAACACCUGUGCAUAUGCAGGCACUGCAAGCAGCGCAACAGGAGUCGAGACUGUCGCAGCAGCAGGCAAUGCCGGCAGCGCAAUGGGAGCAGGCGAUGCUUGCCGCGCAACAGGAGGUGAUGCUUGCCGAGAAGCCGCCAGCAACAUUUGUGGAGCAAGAGGCGAUGCCUUCCAUGAAUCAGGAGGUUAAUUUUCCCGAGAAGCCGCAAGCAACACCUGUGCAUAUGCAGGCACUGCAAGCAGCGCAACAGGAGUCGGCACUGUCGCAGCAGCAGGCAAUGCCGGCAGCGCAAUGGGAGUCACUGGUGCAGCAGCAGACGAUGCUUGCCGUGCAACAGGAGGUGAUGCUUGCCGAAAACCCGCAAGCAACCGUGCAGCAAGAGGCGAUGCCUUCCGCACAGCAGGAAGUGAUGCUUUCCCAGGAGAAGCAAGCAAAACCUUUGCACCAGCAGGCAAUGCCGGCAGCGCAACGGGAGUCGACACUAGCACAGCAGCAGACAACAGAGCAGCCGGAGGCGAUGCCUCUCGCAGCACCCGCGCAGCAGCAAGCAUCGGCUCAGGGGCAAGUGUCUCAGGGUCUGCCUCCAAGCGACGCGUAUGAGCGCGCCUGCUUGGAGGUGUCGAGCUUGCAGUCAGCUCUGCGGCAGUUGGAGGGCGGCCUCGGCUGCCCGCGGGAGGCUCGGGAGCGGGAGCCGGAGGCGGAGGAGCCGGACGCGGAGGCGCUGGCGAUGCCGGAGCGCACGGUGCGCUUGGAGCGGGAGGUGGCGGAGCUUCGAGAGGACGUGCGGCGGAUUGAGCACACGGUCACCUCACUGCAGGCAGAGCCGGAGCAGGAGGAUGUGAUCGAGUCUCGGCUUUGGAGGGAGAAGGAACCGGAGGAGAACAAGGAGCCGGAGGAGAAGCUGAUAGAUGAGAAUUCCUGCUCCAUCGCCAGCAUUGCUGCGCUAAAGGCAGAGAAGGACCAGAGAGAGUCCGAGAGGCUGGAUAUGCUGCGUAGGGGCCUUCCCUGUACAGACACAGCGCCCGAAGCAGCGGACUCAGUGCCGGACGCGCCAGACAUAAAGCCACUGGCUGCCCCUGAAAAGCCCGAGGGCCUGGCUGACAGCCCGACGACUGCAAAGGCACCGCCGAAGGGCAAGGGCAAGGGCAAGGGCCCGCCUCUUCCAGCCCCAAAGGCAUCGCCAAAGGAGGGGCCAAAGGGCGGAAAGAGCGAUGAGCAGACCGAGAACAGUGCCAAAGAUGAGAAAGCACCAGCGGCUCUGCAAUUGCCCCCGCCGGCGAAGGGAAAGGGCAAAGGCAAGGGCAAAGGUGGCAAAGGCGGCCCACCCGCCCCUCCGGCCAAAGGGCCAGCUCCCAAAAGUGGGCCCUUGGCCAAAGCCGCGGCUCCGAAGGCCGAGAGCAAAGCUCCAUUUCACAAGAGGUUGUACUGGAAGCAGGUGGAUAUCGACGCUGAAGGCACCAUCUUCAGUGAGAGCAGAAGCCGGGCGAACACGGUGGGUGCAUUGGACUUCUCCGCGCUGUCGCGAAUCUUGGAGGCUGAGAAGACCAAGGGUUCUCAGCUGCAGCGCCGGUCCUCUGGGGUGCUCAGCAAGGCGCAGAUGCGGAACGUGGGCACCAAGGUCUUGAGCGACCACCGGGCCCGGAACAUGGCCAUCGUGCUGAAGCGGAUGCCCACGAGCACUGGGGACCUGGUUGCGGUGCUGAGGGCCCUGCGCUGGGAGGAGGACCGCAUCAGCAGCGACGACCUGGAGCAGAUCCUGGAGGCCAUCCCCACCCAGGAGGAGGCCAAGAAGCUCCGGGAGCACAGCGAGCCGGAGGCCUGCCAGAAGCUGCGGGACGUGGAGCAGAUGGUGAUGCCCCUCACGCAGCUCACCCGGGCCUCCGCCAGGGUCCGGGUGCUGUGCAUCGCCCGGAACGCGCGGCCGCAGUUCAAGGCCACCAUGCGGAGCCUGGCGCGGAUCCGGGCGGCCUGCUCCGCAAUCCAGCGGUCCGGCAUGCUGCGGAACGUCAUGGUCCUGGCGCUGCAGCUGGGAAACUUCAUCAACACCGGAGAUUCCAAGAAGGGAGCCAAGGCCAUUGCCAUCAGCUCUCUACUGGCAUUGAGAGACUUCAAAUGCGACGGCAUCUCCUCGUUGCACUUCCUGUGCUUCUCCCUGAUCCAGUCAAAGGCGGACGCAGCUCAGACCCUGCUGCGAGAGUUGCAACCGGCGGAAAAGAUAGCCAAGAUGCAGGUGCAGGGCCUCUCCGCAGCGAUGAAGUCCUUUGCACGUGACCUUGAGACCAUCAAGUCAGAGUGUCAGAACUUCGUCGCGGAGUACGAAGGUGAAGACUGUGAAUCAACGGCGUGUGGGUCUGCAGAGGAUGAUGACAAGGACUUUGGCGAGGAGCUGGCAGAGGUUCAAGCAGUUGCGGCAGCAGCAGCUUGCGACCUGCUGGAAAGCCCUUUGAAGGCCAAGGCGGAUGAGGAUGCAACCCGUUGGGUCGAGGAUGUCAUGAAGAUCCGUGGUAGUGCCCAGCGCCGCCUGCGCUGCAUGAGGCGAAUCCUGGAGAAGCUUUACAACCUUUUGAAGGCGGACAUGGAGUCCACGGCGGAGCAGGUCCACGCAACUCUGCGCUUCUGUGGCGUCCAGCUGAAGGCUUCUCAAGAGGUGCCGCCUGACCUGGAAGCGCUGCUGUCCAACCUCUCGGAGUUCACCAAGGUGUUCAAAGAACACUGGGAUGAGGUGAAAAAGAACAUGUCGCACUACCAGAGACUCUUCAGCGACGAUGCCGCCCAGUGAGGCUUUGGUACGUACAAGGCUGAGAGCCCAGUGGCCUGCGAGCUGCGUGCCGCGUGACGGGUCCGCAGCCUGUACAAUACAGAGGCUGCUCCAGUCGAUCGCCCACUGGCCCCCUAUCGGGCCACGCGGAGCGUGCAGAUGUGUUGAAACACAUGUGACCUCCGCAUCAGCUCCAAUCUGU
Molecule: messenger RNA, 4606 nt
Organism: Effrenium voratum
Lineage: Eukaryota; Dinophyceae; Suessiales; Symbiodiniaceae
Source: the annotation of a GenBank genome assembly